AACAUUUGCUCAUCAACAAAAAAUAGACAAGCUGGUAUACAAACUACCAGUAUGUGCUAUUUAAAUUCUUUAAUGAAGAAAGUCUAACAACAGUAUAAAGAAUCUCAAAAUUUUCUAGGGGGAGCUCCGCUGCCCCAAGCUCCCCCGGUGGCUCCGCCACUAGUUGGCAAAUGUAAAUAUCAUACUUGCAAAUGUGGCCAUCAAUUCUGUUUUAUUUGUUUAGAAACAGAAGAAGAUUGUAAAACAAAAUAUAAAUCAGAGUAUAAUAUACCAUGUACAGCAAUUAAAAAACAAGAAUAUACCCAUUUUCCAAGAAUUUAUCAAUUACAUGAUAUUCAUGGAAAAGCUAUUUCCAACAAACCAAGUAAGUUGACAGCCUUUCAUACGAGAAAGUAACAAUAGUACUAAUCAAACUGAUAUUCGCGGUUUGCGCAAUCUUGGCAAUACAUGUUUUAUGAAUAGUGCAUUACAGUGUUUAAGCGAUGUACCACAAUUAACAAAAUAUUUUCUCACGUCAUCUACUAAUCGUAAUAGUGUUUCUCGUACUUAUUCAAAACCAUAGAAUUCCGUCCUCCAAUAUAUAUUUCACUACCAUUAUAUUGCCAAGGUUAUGAUAUCAAAAAGUUAUUAGAUAAAAUUAUAAGCGAAAUUUUAUUAAAUUCCAAUGAGAAAUCAUAUGAGAUAUACUUUAGUAUUGAUGAUCAUAAAAAGCUAUUAGAAUAUCAUUUAUCAGAUACCAUUGAUUGCUCGAAAAUUUUUAUUAUCAUUUCUGUUGUACAUACCGUGGUAGAUAAAUAUAAACAAACAAACAGUUACAUAGACUGUAUUCAACAAAAAAAAGAAAACGAAUCAGUAGUACAAAAAGAGUCCA
Molecule: messenger RNA, 871 nt
Organism: Didymodactylos carnosus
Lineage: Eukaryota; Metazoa; Rotifera; Eurotatoria; Philodinida; Philodinidae
Source: the annotation of a GenBank genome assembly